AUGACAAUAGUGGGACUUCGAAACUUCGACAUACCCAACUGCACUGAUGCCCCAUGUUAUGGUUGGCGAGUUAUACCAGCCCAUAAAGCUUCAUAUGCGCUGCGCGCAGAAGACGAGGGCGUAGUCGAAGAUACGGAGUACGAGGACUUUGAAGAACUCCUGCCUCGAAAUAGCUUACAUACCAUCUACAAGUUUGGUUGGUGCAAGAGUGAUGUGACUAACCGGGCGAAUCUGUUCCGAACCUCCAACUACUCAAUACCUCACCGCUAUGUGGCUGAGACGCAAUGGAUUUAUGUUCUAGACACAACGAACUCGAUGAAAUUCAGUUUGCAGUGUGUUGUGGUCAAGGUUUAUGUUCCAGCCAAGUACCAGUUCAAAAGGACGCGAAUACCCUUCCACUACUGUCAGGGAUCGGUGAUAUACUUGAUGAUGCGCACGGUGGGCAGGAUACUCAUUCAUGAGUUCUAUUUCAUGGCCCAGUUUUAUAUGCCAGCGACAUUCGUUUUUGAGUAUUAUCACCCUAUAAUGAUGUAAAUGAUCUAGUAAGAGA
Cydia strobilella is the source of this 550-nucleotide messenger RNA. RefSeq lists its product as uncharacterized. The transcript is spliced from 4 exons. The coding region runs from base 1 to 534 and encodes 177 amino acids. NCBI's taxonomy places the organism in Eukaryota, Metazoa, Arthropoda, Insecta, Lepidoptera, Tortricidae. The record is from RefSeq and is a predicted model, not a curated record.